GGUGAAACUUAAUCUUAUCACUUCACUCUAAAUAAUAUCAAGACUCGAGCAAACCACAGUUCACAUGUAUGGUGAAACUUAAUCUUAUCACUUCACUCUAUAAAUAGAUCAGGAUUAUAAGCCCACUCCAAUAGAAUGUGCCAAUAAAAAAAACCGAGUGAGGGAAAAAAAACACUGAGGGAAAUAAAACACAAGAAAAACAAUUCCAAGUUUGAAGAAAAAUGGCAAUAUUACCUAGGUUUAUAACAUUGAUGCAUAACUCAUGGUUCUUCCAAUAUGAAACGGAAACAGGGCAACAUCACGCGGUCGUGCGAGCUAGAUCUAAUACGAUAAUUAGUGAGAACAACUUCACCAAGUUUGAAGUGGUGAGUUCAAGUGUUCGGGGUAUGGUCCACAUCCGAACAUGCUACAAUAACAGAUACUGGCAGCUCAAGUCAACCGGAAAUCAUCUUUACGCCAUUGCUGACGAGCCCGAGGAAGACCGUUCCAAACGGUCGUGCACUUUGUUCAGGUUUGUCAUCUCCGGCGACAGAGUAACCUUCUUCCACCAGUUCAGUAAUACUGAGCGGCAUGUGGUAGUUUAUGAAGGUGGUUUCGUCGGACCACUCUGGGCGAAUAUUCCAGGAGGGCAUAGAUUUAGAUUUAGGGACAUGACAAGCCUUGUAAUCUUGCCGAAGCAUGUACUAUUCAAAGGGGACAAUGGGAACUACUUAAGAGCACGGAAAGGUGGAUGGCUCGAGUUUGUUGCCAAUGAUCCAACGGAUUGGAGAGUGCACCACAUUUCAACUCUUGUACCUAAUACUGGUGAUGUUCGCCUGCUGUCGCCCAGAUUCAAUUUGUACUGGCAAAGGAUAAGCAAUGACUGGCUUAGGUGUGACGCCGGCGAAACCGGUCAGCAAAACCUCCUCAACUCCAUUUUCCGCCCGGUGAGGCAGACUAGUAGUAGCCAAGGUACCACUAUAGCUCUCUUGAACACGACUAACAACAGGUACUGUCAGAGAUGGACCAGUGGGGGAAACGCUGGUCGUAUUAGAGCUUCCGCCUUGAACAUCCCAUCUAAUGCCUUGCUUACGGUGGAGGAGGCAGUCCGGGAUCGAGAAAUCUCUAACAUCAGGUAUCAUAUAGAGGAUGCGCGCACCUAUGAUAUGAUUCCUAUAAGAUCCGUGCCCCAAAUUGUGUAUAACUAUGGCCAUAGUGAGGCCAUAACGAAGGUGGGAUUCUCCUACUUGGAGGUGAUGGAGGACAUGUUCAGCUCGUCACAUUCGUGGAAACUAUCUGUCACCACUACCGUCAAGGUCAGAUUUAUCCCAAAAAUAGUUGAAGGAAAACUGACUGCAAAUGCAUCUUACUCAGGUGAGGUUAAAUGGUCCAAGAAAAACAGAAGCGAGGAAAGAAUAACUAGUUCCACCAAUGCUCCAGUACCGGCAAGAAGUAUUACGAGGGUGACCUUGGUCGUUGCACAGGGUUCCAUGGACGUCCCCUACUCUUACAAACAACGUGACGUCCUUAUGGAUGGCAGCCUUGACAUUAAGGAUAUGCAUGAUGGCCUUUUCUCAGGUCUCAACACCUUUGAAUUACAAUAUAUUAUCAGUGAACCUCAAAGCCUACCUCCAAAUGCUAACCCGCCACCAGGCCAGGAUAACAUUGUCAUCGUGCCAGGUGAAUCCACGGACCUCCCUAGAAUGGCUAUCCCGCGUACAUUUGUAGUGGAUGAAUUUAAAGUGGAAGGAAAAGAUCAAGGAGAACAGGAGGAACCAAUUCGAAUGGAAGAAGACGAUCAGGGGGGAGAGGAGGAACUAGUUCCCCUGCCAUCUAAGCUUUGACUAUAUAUUUUUUAAAAUAUUGUCAUGGAUGAAUAAUAAUGUGUGUGUUUUCCUAUCACACACGUAAUGUGUUUUUACUAUGAUCCAUGUAGCCAUGGUACGUUUUCUCUUAUUCCUAGUUUUUUUAAGACUCAUUUAUGUAGUUUCCUAGCUUGUUUUGUUAGGUGUGCUAUGUAAAAUAUAUGAGUGUGAGUUGUUUUCUGUAAGUCCAUCACGGUGACUUCGUUACUUUGUAUAUUUUAAUUCUUCUAGUAGAUUAUGCAUGAGGCAUAUAUCCCUUGCCUAUUGGAAAUAAAGCCGACAUCUUCUUCUA
Molecule: messenger RNA, 2136 nt
Organism: Beta vulgaris subsp. vulgaris (sugar beet)
Lineage: Eukaryota; Viridiplantae; Streptophyta; Magnoliopsida; Caryophyllales; Amaranthaceae
Exons: 4
Coding region: 222-1823 (533 amino acids)
Cellular component (GO): extracellular region
Source: RefSeq, a predicted model, not a curated record